Trichosurus vulpecula (common brushtail) is the source of this 834-nucleotide messenger RNA. It is a transcript of the gene STMND1, whose product is annotated as stathmin domain containing 1. Bases 1 to 834 code for a protein of 277 amino acids. The transcript is spliced from 5 exons. Gene Ontology annotation, cellular component: neuron projection; cytoplasm. The record is from RefSeq and is a predicted model, not a curated record. Gene Ontology annotation, biological process: neuron projection development; microtubule depolymerization; regulation of microtubule polymerization or depolymerization. NCBI's taxonomy places the organism in Eukaryota, Metazoa, Chordata, Mammalia, Diprotodontia, Phalangeridae. Gene Ontology annotation, molecular function: tubulin binding.
AUGGGGUGCGGGGCUUCUAAGCCUAAGGAAGAGCAGCGACCAGUCCCGGAGCCUAAGAAAGGCUGGGAAGAAGGGAGAGAGGUUGAUAUUGGUGAAUCUCACAUACCUGUAAAUGCUGGGCCUUGGGAUAGGUCAGCAAUGUCUAAAAGUAUUUUAGAUGGUGGAUUUGGAAUGGAAAAUGUCUUGGUGGGAAGUUUACCUGGAACCAUUCUAGAAAAUUCACCAUCUCUUGAUGAAAGAAAUGAAGAAAUAAAUCCAGAACCAAUAAUUAAUGGAUUAAUUGGUACGUCCCAACACCUCCAGAGUCGAGAGAGGCCAAAGUCAUCAGACAUCCUGGAGGAACUUAUCAUUCAAGGCAUAAUACAAAGUCAAAGUAAAGUAUUUAGAAAUGGAGAAUCAUAUAAUGUCAUGGUGACCAUGGAUGAGAAGCCUCUCAGGAAGCCUCCUGCCAGACUAGAGAAGCUUAAGACCAAAAGGAAAACAAACGGCUUCACAAUAAAAAAUAUAGAAGACAAGAUGAAGGCAGCAGAUGAAAGGAGGAAGGUUAUAGGUGAAGAAAUGAAAAAAAGGCUGAGAAGUGACAGGCCUUUGCCACCGAUUGUCCCUUCAAGCACAGCAGAGCUGAGUGAGGAUGAUGCUCCAUUUGCCAAAGGAUAUGAUGCUACAGACUCUACGGUGUUUCAUCCCUCUACCAUGGAAACAGGAAGGCAAGUGAAAAGGAAAAAAAGCAUUGGGAAGGGCAAUAUGACCUCAAGUGAAAUAAAUCAAAGUCAUGAAGCCUUUGGGGUUGUGGAGUCUGACGUGAACUACAACACUCCCGAUGAGGUAUUCUGA